AUGUGCGGGCUACACAAUGGAGGACCCAUACAUAGCCUUGGAAAACCCCCUGAAGUGGAAAUUCACUCUUGGACAACACCGAACCAAGAGAAGCGGGAGUUGAUGGUAACCCUCAAGUUACCUACUGACAUUAUGCAAGCCCUUACACUCAUGUAUAAUGCAUGCAUGAAUGCCUUCCCCAAUUCAACCAGUCUUAUGAAUAAUACAAACAUCAUCAAUGAUGCUCCACCCAUAACGUGUAUGGUCUGGAACACACAAGGAGCUGGAAGUGGUGAAUUCUUAUCAGCACUUAAAGAACUACUUAGAUGUCACAAGCCAAUGGUUUUUUCUCUAGUUGAAACCCAUAUGGGAGGUGAUCAAGAAAUGAAGAUUGCCACUGCAACAAGCUACUCUGGUCACACUAGAGUUGACGCUCAGGGGUAUAGUGGUGGCAUUUGGGUGUAUUGGAAACCCGAACUAGUGAAUGUCGACCCCAUACAUCAGCAUCAGCAAUACAUCAGCAUGGAAAUUACAAGGAAUGGAGAAGCCCCAUGGUAUUUCUCAGCGAUUUAUGCUAGCCUUGACCCAUCUCGAAGGCAAGAUCUCUGGAGAGAACUAGAGGAAUUUGCAACCAGAAACAAUAAACAAUGGCUACUAGCAGGGGAUUUCAAUGAGACUAGGUUUGGUUGGGAGAGAAGCUCAAGCUGCGCGGAAACUACAAGAAGGUCGAACCACUUUAACCAAUGGGUUGAGAAUAAUCAGUUACUUGAAAUUGAGUUCUCUGGCCCAUCUCACACUUGGGCUAGAGGGAACUCGAUUGACACUCGUCAAAGUGUAAGGCUUGAUAGAGCAAUGUGUAGCACGGAAUGGGGACUGCGAUUCGACAAAGCCAGAGUCAAACACCUCCCAGCUAUUCAAUCAGACCACUGUCCAAUUCUUAUCACCUCAAAUGGUCUUGCUCCGCUACAGGAACUAAAUCGACCCUUUCGAUUCCAAGCGGCUUAG
Spinacia oleracea (spinach) is the source of this 984-nucleotide messenger RNA. RefSeq lists its product as uncharacterized. The coding region runs from base 1 to 984 and encodes 327 amino acids. Gene Ontology annotation, molecular function: catalytic activity. The record is from RefSeq and is a predicted model, not a curated record. Lineage: Eukaryota; Viridiplantae; Streptophyta; Magnoliopsida; Caryophyllales; Amaranthaceae. The transcript has a single exon.